AUGAAACAUGAAUACGUGACAACAUCUACCAUAUCGCAUGUAAUAUGGAUUCAAUGGGUUUGUCAACUUUAUGGUAUCUAA
Molecule: messenger RNA, 81 nt
Organism: Spirodela intermedia
Lineage: Eukaryota; Viridiplantae; Streptophyta; Magnoliopsida; Alismatales; Araceae
Source: the annotation of a GenBank genome assembly